GACGUCAGACUUACUCCUGUGACAAGGAAUUAAAAUCAAAAUCAAAUGGACUGUGUCAUUGGUUUAGCUGACUGGAUAAAUGAUAUUUUUGUGUUAAAUAUUGUGACCGAUUUGAAUAGAAAGUGAUUUGUGGAUGUUUUUGUGAAUUGAAAAAAUGCAAUUUUAUAUGGAUUUUGGACAGACUUGGAUGAAAAAGCAUCAUCAAUAUAAAUUUUUUAUGGGGAAUAUAAACAUUUAAAAUUAUCUGUUUAGAAGGACAUAAAAGUGUCAUUUUGAAAGAUUAAUGUCAGAUAAUCAGAAUAUGGAUUUAUAAGGAUUGACUGGAUUAAUACUAUGGAACAGCUAGCUAUUUACAGAGUGUAACAAUAGUAUGUUACAUCUAUUAAUUCCGGAUUAACUUUUUAAUUUGUGCAAAAAAACACCAGACAUUUAACAUUGAAAACAAUAAUCAAUGGAAAAAUGUUUAAGUGACUCAAUAAAAAAAGUGACUCAAGUUGGAGGAUUUAAUAUGACUAUGUUUUAAGAUAUUGUUGAUAAGUUCUUGUGUUUAUGUUGGCAUUUAGUACUUGCCAAAUUUCCACACGUUUUCUGGACAUAAAACGACGUCAGUUAUGCCGAAAAACAAAAACAAAGUUCUUGGGACAAGCUCCCUUAAAGUUAAGCCGAAGAAAAGACCAGGGUUGAUUAAACAAUUAUCUCAGCCUUUCUUGACUUCCAACAAGAAGAAUAAAAAGUCGACGUCAGAGGAGAAGGAUGAGUUAAGACUUUUUAGUGGUUACGAUGAUAUGUUUUUACCAGACAGUCAUAAACAUGCAGAAGACACAGUGUAUUUAUCAUCAGAGAUGGAACUGGAGUCGUUUUUACAUUUCGAUAAGUCACCACUUUGCAUAAAGAUUUCAGAAGGGAGGGAGAAAUGUUUCAGCGGCGAUAGUGGUUACAUGUCACCACCGUGUCAAAGUGAACUUCUUUCCCCGGGGGUAGGGACUGCCCCCGCUAAAGGAAUUCUGAAAAAGACAAGCGUUUCCCCCGAGGUGAGAUGUGACUCACCGACAGUGAACUUUGUGCAGUUACAAAAUGGCCGUGCAACGCCAGACCCGAUUCGAGCUAUGUCUCCAAUUAACUGCGAACGUGCCAAGUCACCAUUUGAUCGUAGUCGUGCGAUAUCCCCAAUUGAUCGCGCAAUGUCACCUAUUGGAAUGGAGAGUAUCGAAAAUGCUCUUGGAUUCCUUGAUGAUAUUAUUGAUGAGGAAAAUACCAGAAAGAAUGUUAAGAAGUCUGUCUCAUUUGGUGAUAUCGCUGAAGUUAAGAACUUUCUCAGUGAUUCUUCAGAUAAUGACCUGUUUGAUGAGCUUAUGCCAAUUAGGCAAAAUGUUUCAUUUGGCGAUGUUGAAAACUUGAAAAGACAGAAAGACGAGUGUACAGUCCUUCAAAAAAGUGUUUCUUUCGAAGAUAUUUAUGCCAAACCGUGUUCAAAUUCAAGUAUUCAUUUUGACUUUCUGACACGCAGCCAGUCUUGCGAACAAAUUCCCUUACAUGAUACAGACAGUUCAGAGGAGGAAAUGGAAAAUGAAAUAUUGGAAAUAGAAGAAAAAUCGGUGAUAGAAAAAUCGGAAAUCGAGGAUGACGGGAAGGAAUGUGGUUGUGAAUCGAUAUGUGAGUUUGAGGUAGAGGUCAAGGUUGUGGAUAUUCAGCCAAGGUCAAAGGUUGAAGGUCAGGAAGAGAAUGAGGAAAAUGAGGUUGCCAUGGAUACAUGCACUGUGAUAGAUAGCUUUAAUAUUUUGAUCUGUCACCACCCGGCAUGUACAAAGAACAAUGAGAAUCGACCCAUGUUGUUGUGUAAAGAGUGUGACUCGACGCUACACUCGCGACCCGAGUCUAGCGGCCAUCUUGUACUGGAUCUGCCCAAGAGAAAGGCUGUCAAUGAGAAGACGGCGCGGUUCAUGCACACAAACUCCACCCCAAACUUCAUCAACCAAUCACUGACAAGUAUGGAUAUAGAGGAGAUUGAGCCAGGAGAGGGGGAUGAUGACGGGGAACUGGUGGUUGCCAUGGAGACGGACAGGAAGAAUUCUGUCAGUAAAGACAUUGUAGACGGGUCUGAAGCGGAGAAAAAACUGAAACGUAAAAAAGUUGUGAAAGCCAAACGACGUCACACUACGGGAUUUCGAAGUCAUAGCGCCAGUGACAUAUUUGGUCACCCUGUUAACUCGGAUGAUGAAGGGUCACAUGAGCAUCGCUAUAGUUACCAUGGUAGUAUUGACGAAAACACUCUAAUGGCCUCGUCUGGACGAUCACCAAACCAAGCUCUCCAGCGAGUCGGAAAGGGGACAAUAAACCAUGAGACAUUCACCUUGAAGAUUUUACUCCCUUGCGGAGACGAGGACAUUGAAAUAAUCGCUGCUGAAAAAAAUGUCUCCCUCAGAGAAUCCAUACAGCCCAUUCUGGAGCGAAGAAGAAUGGACAUUGACGAGAUCAACAUAUUCGUUGAGGCUUCGAAAACACCCCUCCCAAUGAACUGUGAAACUUUCCUGCUAGGGGGGACAACUAUGUUCAUCAAACAGAAGGAUGGAGAGCCCAGUCUACCGUCUGGUUCCCAGUCUCUGAGUAAGGCAACUGGUUCCAAGCUCUCUGGUGGAAAGAGUCAGAGCACCAAGUCAAAAUCAGGGAUGUCGAGGCGAGAAUCAGUGAUUGGUAGGGCUCAGUCCAUGCUCGAAGCUCCGAUGUCUAAGCAACGUCGGAGUUCCCUACAACUUCCGUUUCAAGCCUUUUUUCCCUCGCCUAAGCUCGGCGAAAACUCCCGAGCAAACCAUGAUGAGUCGUCCGGAAGUUUACGAAGUCGGCGGGGAAUAAACCUUUCUAUCGACGACACAUCUUUUCCGAUGGAGCUCAAAGCUUCGAUAAGUCCGCAGGGAACGCUUCGUGAAAAUGAUACGCGAAAACAGAAGCAGCCGAGUAAACUGACCACACUCUUCAGUCCGAUGAAUAAGGAAAAAGAAAAACAAGAGCAAUUAAGCGAGAUGCUGAACAACUACAGUACCAAUGAAUUACCUCCCUUCCCAGAGUUGAUGAAAAUAGGGCAGAUCCAGUUCGACGAUGAAACCUUCUCCAUUGAAAAUGACUGGCGGGAAAUUGUUGGAAAUUCACAGGACUUGACGAAGCGCCAACAGGAUCAGCAGGAAGCGAUAUGGGAACUUUUACAGACAGAACUCCAGUAUAUACGCUCGACACGAGUCAUAUCCGAUUUAUUUUUAUGCGUCCUCCUUAAUCUACAAAAUGAGCUCAUAUUAAACGAGAUUGAGACUCACAAGUUGUUUAACAACAUAUCGGAGAUUUCCGCAGCUAACGCAGAGUUCUGGCGUAACCAUCUCCGGAAAGUCCUGGAGGAGACGCGGAAUAACGCCACACCUCUCAACCCCUCCCUCAUGAAACAAGGCUUCCAUAUGUACCAUGAUAUUUUCCAACCCUAUGUGCAAUACUGUGCCAGACAGAAGGUCUGCACCGACUACAUGAAAUCCCAGUAUAAUGAAAACGACCUCUUCAAAACAUUUGUCAUUUGGGCAGAGGCACAGAGCCGGUGUAACCGUCUCAAGCUGACCGAUCUACUGGUCAAGCCAAUGCAGAGACUGACCAAGUACUCGCUUCUCCUCCAGGCGAUACUGAGAAAAACAGAAGAUGACCAUCAGAGAAGAGAUUUACUUGAAAUGAUAGCCAGUGUGGAUCGGUUUGUUCACCACGUGAACGCAACGCUACAUCAGCAACACGAGGAGGAGAAACUACAGGCAAUCGUGGACAAGAUAGAGCCGUACGAUGCGGUAGAUGCGCCAAAUGAUGAAUGUCUUAAGCUCAUUCAGCCGUACAACAGCAACUUUAACUUGACGGCGCCAAUGCCGGGCUGUACGGCCGGUCAGACUCGAGGGCUUGUGAUGCAGUCGCCACUCAAGAUGAAGGAAUACCAAAAUAGGAUGGAUGUUGAAUGUCUGCUAUUUACAGACCUGCUUCUGAUUUGCAAGGCAAACAAGCGCAUGGACAAAUACAAGAUCGUUAAACCUCCGAUGAGGGUCGAUAGGAUAAUUACGCAUGAACUGAAAGACAAAGGGAGUUUCCUGUUGAUCUACGUGAAUGAGUACCACGUCCCCGUGUCGUCAUUCACCUUCCAUGGCGACCAGAACGCUGUGCACAUCUGGGUCACACAUAUCAAAAAGGCUCAGGACCUGUUCCAAGAGGCGAAGGUGGCAUCAGCCCAUCACGAUAAGGCAAUGUUCCCACAGUCCGAAAUUAUCACCGAAGAAGUUAUCGGCUACACCCCACUCGGUAUGGUCGAAGGCUCCGACGGUCUACCUCUCUUGCAGCUUACACGCUGCGCUAGCGAAGAACCUGACAGCCUUCGUGCUGACAGUGUCAGUUCCCCAAUUAAUCGAUCAAGGUCGUGGAAUGAGAUGACAUCAAGUAGCUCAGAAUCGAGAUCGACAAAUCCUCAUGUGCCUCAGUAUGUUGACGCUGGGACCGGGACGAGUGGUAACCAUGGGGUAGUGAUGGUGUCCAGUGCUAGUGACUUAGAACGCGUGUCUAAUAACGUGACUCCAAAUACAGGUGGACAUGCAACAGUGCAAUAUUCGAAAUCUGAUCCAACUGUGUUUAGCCAGUAUAUCGGAGAUGACAAACUCCAAGUGCCCGGUUUGUCAGUGUCGGCAGGCACGAGUGAAAGUGACAUGUCAAGUCUGCCAGAGUUUGUUGACGUGAACAUGAAGUCAAAAUUAUACCAGCGACGGCAAUCUAGGACAGAGAAACGCUACCACACAGCUGACGCUGUGCAGGAGCUGAAUAAAAAUCAGGAUCGUGAUAACAGUAUACACAAACGCCUCAGUUGGAAUUUUCCAAACGGGGACAUUGGGUCUGAUAAACAGGGUGUGCUUAAAUCUAAGGUUAUGAGCUCAGACUCUAUUCGCAGUAUUCCAAGCUCUAGUGGUGUAUCUUCGACGGGCUCUCUCCACUUAAGCCCUGAUGGUGACAUUUGUGAAGUGGACAGUGACCUCGAAAUGAACGACUUUGAUCACCAGAUACCUCAUGAUAUGAACGAAGAUGAUAUCGAUUAUUACACAAAUAGCUCACAACACACAAAGUCAAAAUCGACACCGGAUAUCGUGAGUCUUAUGCAGGAUUUGAAUACGGGGGAAAUUGGAGAGAUGAAGGAUGGCAUUAAAUCGGUCGAUUUGCCAUACUGUGAGGACCCGAAUAUCAGACUAUCGCACGCUCAGCUGUUGAGAAUGAAGAAACAGCUGUUACUGAGCUCAAAUGUUGAGGCCAGUGAGGUUUAGAGCGAGGCUGUUCCAAUCACCUCCCCCCGCUGGUAGUCAUGACAUCUCAUCUGUGAUACUGUACCCCACCCACUUUCACCAUUAUACUUACAACUGACUCAUCGUUGUCAACCAUCGCUAUGGAAACCACAUAAACAUCUUAUAUUCUAGAAUCUUUAUAUACACAUUGAAAAUGUCUCAAAUAAUUAACUGAAUAUCUAUAUGCAUUUAUUAUUGUACUGUUUUUUGAGCAGGUAAUAUUAUAUAUAGUUAUUAAUUGUUACUAUAUACUAAAAUUUCUAACUGUUACAUUUUUGUUAUAAAAUGAAUGUUAAUGUACAUUAAACAUCAUAUCUAUUUUUACAGCAGAAAAGUUUAUACGUGGAAUUUAUCGCUAUAUGCACUUAACAAUUGGCUAUGUUGAAAUCAACUAUUGAAUGAGUUAAAUUGAAUAAAUAUGUAUUAUAUUUUAUAAUUUGUUAGAAGAAUUUAUUGGUUUAAAAACGAUCAUGAUCUGAAGUUAAAGGUUUUUUUAUGCAUUACCUUUAAGUGUGUUCAAUUUUAAUGUCUACAAAUCACAAGUGCUUGAUAUUAAUGCAAAACUGUAGAUUAGAAUUUUUCCAAAAAUUAAUCACUUUAAUUUGAUUUAUAUGGGGUACUUAAAUAUGUUAUGAUUAAGCAACGAAUCGCAAUAUUACCAAUAGUUCUCCCAUGGAGCCAAUUUUUCGAAACAUCUUAACCCUUAUUACAGUAUUAAGCUAAGCGUACUUUUUUUGUUUUGGUUAUUUAUUUGUGAAAAAUUUAUAUUCUUAAAAGUUUUUGGACUUUGGAAUUGACCUUUAUGAUAGUCACAAUAAACUAAUUGUCAUUUGGUAAAAUAAAGAUUAAGUAAAGAAUAUGGACCAAUGAAAUGAGUUAUAUUAGGUUUUUAGGCGUAAGAACUUUCAAGAAAAUGGGGACUGCCAAUUAAUUGUUGAAAAAAAAUGUUUUGAAAUAUUUAAGAGUAUUUAUGUUAUACUUUGAUGCAAUUUUUUAAGUAAAGGUUAAAAACAAUCAUUUGAAAGGAUAGAUAUUUUUUCUAGAGUCAUACGUGUUGUAAUGAAGUAAUAAGUAAUAACAGCUGCAGUGUAUUCUUGGGACUGUUAAUAAAGAUCUUAGUCAUAAAACAAAAUUAUCUGAGUAUCAUAGUUUCAUUAUUUUGUUUCAUAUUUGAGUGUACAGAGAUUUAGCCAGUAUUAAAAAUGUACGUGAAGUUAAGGAAAUAAAGGAAAUCAAUAUCUUGCCAUUUGUAACAUUUAUGUUUAUGCAGGUUUAAGAUUAUUGAAGUUACGGCUUAAAUUGCUUUAUUGAAACAGCCCCAAGAUCACGUUAAAGGAAUUGUCCCUCUCUUAGAUUUCACAGCUUCGGUUGUUUUAUUUAAUUAUAACACAAGUUCACAUCAAACAGUAAUUAGGGAAUCAAAUUUUCAAAAGGAUAACUUAUGCUUAUCAGCAAAAUUUCUGUUACAUUUUCAAAUAUUUCGGAACACAAUAAUAAUUGUAAAAACUUCUGAUGUUAUGAGCAGUUGGUCCUCAUUUCACACAAACAUAUAAAUUUUGAUGUCUGACUCUUUAAAAUGUGAGAGAGUCCCUUUAAUACUUCCAUACAGUCGAAACCCUUUGGCUCGAUAUCGAUAUCGCUUGGCUCGAUUUCCUUGUUGGCUUGAACUGGAUGUUAAGGACAAAUUUUGUUUAACACUUUGUAAGCAUUCUCUCUUGGCUUGAAAUUCACUAGGCUCUAAGCAUUUUGGCCAGUCCCUGGGAUAUCGAGCCAAUGGGUUUCAACUGUACAAGGGGAGAAAGUCCCUGUAAUACCUGCAUACAUAUAAGAUCAUGAUAUCUCAUAAAUUAACUAACAAUUGAUAUUGCAUAAAAGUUGAAGGAACUAACAAAUAUGAAUAGUGUUUUAAUAUCACACAAAUGGAAAGCCUAUUAUUUUAUGUUUCAACUGAAUUGUUCAAUUUUGUCUUGUUUGAGAAAAUAUGAUAGUUAACUUUUUGAAUGCUUGAGAGAAAUUAAUAAGUGAUUCUCUGACCUUAGGGCAAACGUCUUUCAACAAACUGAAGUUUUUUUCCUUUUGGAAAAGAAUCAUAUUUAAAUGGAUAUCGCCCUGUGACCAAUCGCAUAGAAGCCAAUAUUCAGUGUUUUAGUACAAAUAUAUAAUGACUUAAAUUUCAUACUAGCCUUGAAAUAAUAUUGUUGAAUAUAACAUAAAGUUUCAUAUAAUUGGUUAAGUACUCAAUGAAUGUGUUAAAAAUAUAUUUUACAAGUAAGUUUAAAAAAUACUGUGGUAAUCUUUUUGUGUUGUCUUGGUGAAUUUUAAAUAUAAAUACUAUAUGUACAUGCAUUAUCAAAUCCAGACGGGAGCCUCUUUGGCUCCCGCCCCAAAAAAAUCCAUGUAAAAAAAAUCAAGUCAAUAUAAUGGUAGAAAAAUUAUGCAUAGUUACACCAAAAUACAGCAUUUAAAGCUGCACUCUCACAGAUUGAUCAUUUUAACAACUUUUUUAUUUUUGUCUUUAUAAGAGCCAUUUUUUCCUUAAACGUCUUGAAACCAGUGAUAUAAGACUGCUGCCAAUAGAUCAGAUUACAGUUUAUUAUAUUUACGUUUAAAUUGAUGUUAUAUGGCUAAAAGCUUUACUAACAACGCUGUAAGAAAAAGGAAAUUUUGGGCAGUUUACCAAACUAUUGAAAUCCGUUAUAUUAUGAAUGAUCUAAUAUGACCGAAUUGGAGACAUCGAUGCCUAAAUCAGACGAUUUUGAGACAAAUGAAAUAAAAUUAAGUGUCUAAACUGACAAUCCCUGAGAGUGCAGCUUCAAGAUUAAAAAUAGUCCAAUGUUUCUGGGGGGAACUCCCUUUGUCAUGUUUAGAGCCUAUCUUGGGGAUUCCUGUAAGGAGGUGGGCACUUCCAAGAUUCGCCCCUAUAGUGUGCCACCUCUUACAUCAGAUCCUUGAUCCCUCACAUGCAUAUGAUUAUUAUCUGUUAUGAUAAUUUAGAUCUUAAUGUUGAACAUUAUUGUGUAUUAUAUGAGUAUUUAUUAAAGUGUAUAUUAGCAUUUUUUAAGAAUUAAAACGUUAAAAUGUUCA
Mya arenaria is the source of this 8417-nucleotide messenger RNA. RefSeq lists its product as uncharacterized. Gene Ontology annotation, molecular function: guanyl-nucleotide exchange factor activity. The record is from RefSeq and is a predicted model, not a curated record. NCBI's taxonomy places the organism in Eukaryota, Metazoa, Mollusca, Bivalvia, Myida, Myidae. Gene Ontology annotation, biological process: Rho protein signal transduction; endothelial cell migration. Gene Ontology annotation, cellular component: axon; plasma membrane; endocytic vesicle.